Cetraspora pellucida is the source of this 139-nucleotide messenger RNA. The record is from the annotation of a GenBank genome assembly. Lineage: Eukaryota; Fungi; Glomeromycota; Glomeromycetes; Diversisporales; Gigasporaceae.
GAAAACCAAAACGAUGUUAGAUCUUUUGAGGCAAAAUCUUUCUUUAUUGACUACCUUUGCUAUUGUUAAUGCAUUUAAUGCAAUGGCCGCUCCAGUACCUGAUGAAAUGAAUCCCGAAUUGGUGAUCCGUGAUGCGUAA